Molecule: messenger RNA, 2146 nt
Organism: Ruditapes philippinarum (Manila clam)
Lineage: Eukaryota; Metazoa; Mollusca; Bivalvia; Venerida; Veneridae
Exons: 9
Coding region: 31-2025 (664 amino acids)
Biological process (GO): spliceosomal snRNP assembly
Cellular component (GO): Cajal body
Molecular function (GO): U2 snRNA binding; U1 snRNA binding
Source: RefSeq, a predicted model, not a curated record
AUAAACAAUCGUGACAAAUUGCAAAUCAAGAUGGCAGCCUCCAGGACGGCAAGAAUUGGGUUAUCUUUUGACAAAUUUGGUUUACAAAACUCUUGGUUUCUAGUUGAUUUUUCUAAGCAUGGAAGGAUUGAAGAUGUAUCAAAUGAAAUCAAGAAAGACUAUUUCAGUUGCAAUAAAUACAAUGAACAUGAUAUUGUAUUGAGCAUAAAUAAUUUUCUUUUGCCACCCUCUGCAAGUUCAGAACUUUUCAGGGAAAAUGAUGUUGUGUCAGUAAGGUUAGAAUGUAGGGACAGACAUAAAUCUUCAAAGCACAAGAAAAAGAAAGAAAAGAAAAGAAUAGAUGAUGAAGAAGAUCUUGUGCAGAUUCAGACAGAAGCUUGCCAGUAUAGUACAGAAAGACAUGCAUCCUCAAAACACAAGAAAAAGAAUAAAAAGAAAAAAAUUGAUGACGAAGAAGAAUCUAGCCAGUGCAAUGAAAAAAAGAAAAAGUUGAAAGGAGAGAAUAAAUGCUUAGACACAACAGAACAAUCUCACUACACAACUUCAUUAUCAAAUAAUGAAAGGAUAACUGAUAGAAGAUUGAAAAUUGAUGUACAAAAUGAUGGCAAAAUAAAUCUAAAGCUUGUGAAAAAGUCAUCAAAAUCAGACUUGAAACAUUCUCUGCCAACGAAUGAAGAUACUGAAGUUGAUUUAGACAGUGAAAUGAAAGAAGGCACAGUGGACAAUAUUGAAGUAAACCAUACUGAUGGAGCAACACAAGACUCACUGGUUAAUGGUACAGAUUCGUCACACAGUGAUGGGUCUUUAGUCAAAUCAUCAAGAAAAAGGAAACGAAACCGAAAAAGAAAAGGUGGUAAAAGAUUUAUUCAAGAAAAUAUGGUGAAUAUGUAUGAUAAUUCAAGAAAGUUUGAUGACAAUGACAGCUGUCAGACCUAUAAAGGAAGGGAUGUAGAAUUAAAUGAGAAAGGAUUCUAUGGUAACCUUCCUGAUAAGCUUGAACCUCCAAAGUACUAUCGUCAUGGAUACCGGAACCUCAAUACUUACGAUGUUGAGCCAAAUAAACAUAUAAAGUUUGGUGAGGAUACUGAACAUAAAGAGACAGAUGAAAGCACAAAGCAGUAUAAUUUUUUGUGCAAGUCUCGUAAAACUUCUUAUGAAACUUUUAGUGACCAAAAAGAUUUAUCCGCAACUGAAUGUGACAAUGAAGGUGAAAAACUGGAAAUUAAUCCAGCUUUAGCUCAAAAUGAUUCCGAGGCAUUUCAAACUGAAAAUGAAACUGUAGAUUGUUUUAAACGAAAUCAGCAAUCAUCUGAAAAUGAAAGUUUUACGGCCAUGCCUUUUCAUUAUAAUGGCUCAACACCUGACAGAUUUGAUACAAACACUGACAUUACCAGAAAAGAAAGUGGUUCUCUGGAUAUGUGUCCUGUAUCAUUAGAAAGAAAGACUCUGUCCAGUGGAGUUUCUGUAUUUGUUCGGAAGAGGUCCGGUCAAUUUCCCCCAAGGUCUGGUCAAUUUUCCCCUUUGACAGGGUUUUCCAAACAAGAACAGCUAGAUACCAAUCAGACGAACGUUUCUACUGUCUUUGUAAAUUCAUCCCAUGAUGCAGAGUUCAAGGUACCAUCAAGUCCAGCACCAAGACUCUUUCCUAAAGUUUCCAGUCCACUAGUGAAUGGCUCAGUGACAAGUGCAGUUAACCAAAAUGGUUUUGAUUUUGAUGGAAGUAAACCUCUGGUUGGAUUACCAGAAGUUGGAGAUAAAAUUGCUUAUAAGGUGCUUGAAUUAUCUAACAGUUGUACACCUGAAGUAUCAGGAUAUAAGGUUGCAGAAGUUUUGAGUGUAGAUGACAAACAGAUGUUGGAACUGAAAAAUUUUUAUCAGUCAAAUAAUGAAGACAAACAAUUAACUAAGUUUCAUGUUGAGAUAGAAGAUGACAAUGAGAUUCUGACAAACACAGAGAAUAAUCCCGAUGUUGUAACUUUACAUUACAGUUCUCUACUGGAGACUAAAAAACUUGCCAGUGAUUAAAAUCUUCAAUACAAAAUCAGACAGGAAGAGAAAAAAAACUAACAAACAUCGAAGUGUCUGCCAAUAUGAAACUAUAAAAAAAAAUUAUUUUGACAUCAAUAAAAGCAAUUUUGUAGACAGA